Messenger RNA from Letharia columbiana, 1098 nucleotides. RefSeq lists its product as uncharacterized. The record is from RefSeq and is a predicted model, not a curated record. The transcript has 4 exons. NCBI's taxonomy places the organism in Eukaryota, Fungi, Ascomycota, Lecanoromycetes, Lecanorales, Parmeliaceae. Bases 1 to 1098 code for a protein of 365 amino acids.
AUGUCCAGCAAUUCUUCGCAGCCUAGCAAGCCUCCCAAGAUCAGCCAAGAAGCCUUCCAGGUUUCAGCUGGCUUUCUCCUUGGCAUAGCAGUGAUGGUAGCAGGAGGCCGUAUAUUGGCUCGUUUCUACAAAUCACACGGUGUCACCGUUGACGAUGGCUUCUUUUUCCUCGCGAUUACCACUUUUAUCUCUGGGACUAUUGUGCUUUACUUAGGUUUACCUUACAUCUAUUUGCAGGAGAAUGUAGAGGCUGGCCUACGCGCUACCCCGGCAGACCUUGUUUCCCAACUCAUUCAUAGCGAGAAAUUACAAGAUACGGCCACGACGUUGUUGGGAACUACGAUCAUUAGUGUGAAGGUUUCCUUUUUGUUCUUUUUCCGGGACCUCUUGAGACAACAGAAGAAAAUGUUAGUUUGGUGGUGGUGUAUUCUUGUCUUCCUCAUCCCUACCGCGCCCAUCCUUAUGUUCUCCAAUCUCAUCUCUUGUUCAUACUUCGAUGAAAGAAUUGUCGAGUGCGUGACUCCCGUGGCUCUUGCUAGGCAGAACGGGACUCUCAGAGCAACAGCGACCUUGGACAUUGUCUCGGAUGCCUUACUCAUAUCCAUCCCGGUGAUACUACUCUGGAAUGUCAAUAUAAACCUCCGUCGGAAGCUGGCACUUUGGGGGAUCCUAUGCCUCAGUAUCUUCACGGCCAUCACGGCGGUAAUCAAAGUCGCUGGAGGAAACAUCAGCCAUGACCAAGUUGACUCCGCGUGGGCGAUAUUUUGGCUUCAAGCUGAAGCCGCUGUCGCAAUCAUCGUGGUCUCUAUCACUGCAUUCCGCGCACUUUUCGUUGCCCACCGAACAUCGAAACAGCAAUCGCCGGCUCAUCAUGCCUCUACCUCCCGAUCUAUCUGGAGCAAAAUUGUGAGACGCGAUGACGAUCUGCCCGCGGCCCUGGCACCAACGUUCACUGGCGCUCGGACGUAUAUACGUUAUUCUCCGUAUGGCUCGGGUAGCUUCAAAGGAUCUCGAGAUAUGGAAUUGCCAUUGCAGGGACCAGGGAUUCGUGUCACGCAUGAUAUCUCAUCGGACAAGAUAAGUUGCACUAGAAUGUAG